ACGUCAUGCUGAAUGUAGCCUUGCCUUUUCAACGCCGUCGACUGCGUAUUGACCAACAAGCACCAUGCCUACCAUCACCACGAACCCUUCCUUUUAGCGACGCCGCAUCGCAGCCCCCGGAAACGCCUCCUGCUUCAGCGGAAUUGCUCGCUGGCUCCAUGUCCAUGAGUGCGGCUGCGCGAAUCCGCAUACCGUCUCUGCGCCCGCUCCGCCACGCCGCUCGGUGUUUGUCCACCUCCACCAUCCUCCUCCUCCUCAUCGUCGCGCUUCUGAGCAUCGUACUGAGCAGCGUGCCAGCCUCCCGCGCGUUUGCGUCUGCACAACAGAGCCCACGUUUGGCGCCGUUCAGCAGCUGUGACAACGCCUUGCCGCAAGGGCUGCGAACACCCAGGACAACGUGUUCCGUCUCCGGGGCCAGCAGAGGUUUUGCAUCAACGGCAUCCCUAGGAGGGUCCGACUCCCUGAGCUAUCACGCCAACAUGUCGUCCGCCAUCAAGGACGCCGUCACGCCGGCGCUGUUGCGUGAGGUGCGCGACUUCUGGUUUGAGCACCUAACGAAUCCCAAGGCGCUCAUCAUGCCUUCGUUUGAGGACAACAAACGCUGGUUCUUUGGCGGCGCCGCACUCGACGAGGCGUGCACGUAGGUCGCAGCCCCGCCCCCCCUCCCCCUUUGAAUUGGUGGUCCCAUGUUGGCAUACGGCGGGAUGAAAAGCUCACCAUGUGUGUCGUGUCUCAUAGCAAGCGGUUCGCGCCGACGCUUGAAGCAAUUCGCAGCGCGGGCGUCACCUCCGGCUCCGAGGUCCUGUCCGCCGUCGGCCCGCUGACGGACCCAUGCGACUGGAUGUCGCUCAUCAUCCUGCUGGACCAGAUCCCGCGCAACUGCUACCGCGGGGACGCGGCGCGCGUCGUCUUCACCGUGUUCGACCCGCUGGCGCAAGACGUGGCGCUCGCGGCCAUGGCGGCGGGCGUGCCGGACGGCGAGCCGCAGAUCCGCUGGCGAUUCGCGUACCGCAGCUGGUUCUACAUGCCGCUGAUGCACUCGGAGGACGCGGCGACGCACGACAAGGCGGUGGCCGAGUACGAGAAGAUGCUGGCCGACGUCAAGUCGCUGCUGCCUGCCGAUGGCGAUGGGAGUCGGACCAGCAGCUCCGCCGCCGCCGCCGGGGAAGACGACGAGUACAAGGCCGGGGCGCGGGAGGUGGUGCGGGCGGACGUGGAGGCGGCGACGAAGCUGGCGGGCAUGAGCCUCGAGUUUGAGAAGAAGCACUACGACAUCAUCAAGAGGUUCGGGCGGUAUCCGCACCGGAACAAGGCCAUGGGACGAGAGCCGACCAAGGAGGAGGUUGAGUACCUGGCCAACGGCGGCGAGACGUUUAGCCAGUGAGAGAGA
Purpureocillium takamizusanense is the source of this 1390-nucleotide messenger RNA. RefSeq lists its product as uncharacterized. Lineage: Eukaryota; Fungi; Ascomycota; Sordariomycetes; Hypocreales; Ophiocordycipitaceae. Gene Ontology annotation, molecular function: protein binding. The transcript has a single exon. Bases 719 to 1384 code for a protein of 221 amino acids. The record is from RefSeq and is a predicted model, not a curated record.